UCCAAAAAGCUGCCUUACAACUUUCAAACACAUGGCUAUUCACUUGCCUAAGAUUCUUAGCUCAAAACAGAUGGUUAGGCGAAUUCUUUCAUCUCCAGAGACCAACAAAGUACCAAAAGGUCAUUUUGCGGUUUAUGUUGGAGAGACUCAGAAGAAAAGAUUUGUUGUGCCAAUCUCAUUCCUGAAGCAUCCUUCAUUUCAAAGCUUGCUCAAUCAGGCAGAAGAAGAGUUCGGAUUCAAUCAUCCAAUGGGCGGUGUCACCAUCCCGUGCAGUGAAGAAGUAUUCAUUCGCCUAACUUGUAAUUGCUAGGAUCAAUAAUGGCUAGUACAGGACUAUACAUUAGUACUGUAACCACUGCUUACAGUGCUAAACGAUUUUGUAA
Messenger RNA from Carica papaya (papaya), 383 nucleotides. RefSeq names its product auxin-responsive protein SAUR21-like. Gene Ontology annotation, biological process: response to auxin. Lineage: Eukaryota; Viridiplantae; Streptophyta; Magnoliopsida; Brassicales; Caricaceae. The record is from RefSeq and is a predicted model, not a curated record.